Molecule: messenger RNA, 3095 nt
Organism: Esox lucius (northern pike)
Lineage: Eukaryota; Metazoa; Chordata; Actinopteri; Esociformes; Esocidae
Gene: ptbp2a
Product: polypyrimidine tract binding protein 2a
Exons: 13
Coding region: 68-1648 (526 amino acids)
Biological process (GO): regulation of RNA splicing; mRNA processing
Cellular component (GO): nucleus
Molecular function (GO): mRNA binding
Source: RefSeq, a predicted model, not a curated record
GUCUCCAGUCCCUCCAUUUUAGGAGAACAGUGCAGAAAUCGGUGUUGUUAAGAAGGAUUUUCUGGCAAUGGACGGUAUUGGAGAUGUUGCAGUUGGCGUAAAGAGAGGAUCUGAUGAGCUGUUAUCAAGCAGUCUCUACAACAGCAGCUCUGACAUGAGCAGUAUCAGUGAUGGUACAUCUAACGGGAGUGACAGUAAAAAGCUGAGAGUGGAAGACAGGAUGGAGGCUGCUCCCUCUCGUGUUCUGCACAUCAGAAAACUUCCCAAUGAAACUACAGAAACGGAGGUCAUUGCCUUGGGGUUACCUUUUGGGAAAGUCACAAAUAUCCUGACGCUAAAGGGAAAAAACCAGGCUUUCUUGGAGCUCGGGACAGAGGAAGCCGCAAUAACCAUGGUCAACUACUACUCCACUGUCACACCCCAUGUCCGCAACGUCCCAGUGUUCAUUCAAUACUCCAACCACAAAGAACUCAAAACAGAUGCUGGAAACCAACGGGCCCAGGCAGUCCUGCAGGCAGUGUCAGCGGUCCAGGGGGGCGGUACCCCCACAUCAGGCUCCACAGUAGAUCUGGCUCUAACAGCUGCAUCCAGCCCAGUGCUCAGAAUAAUAAUUGACAACAUGUUCUACCCAGUCACUCUGGAUGUACUGCAGCAGAUCUUCUCAAAGUUUGGUACGGUCAUGAAGAUAAUCACAUUCACCAAGAAUAAUCAGUUCCAGGCCCUGCUGCAGUUCAAUGACCCAUCUACCGCACAGCAAGCCAAAAUUGCUCUGGACGGCCAGAACAUUUACAACUCCUGUUGUACACUCCGCAUCGACUACUCCAAACUGGUCAACCUGAAUGUCAAGUACAACAACGACAAGAGCCGCGACUACACUCGGCCGGAGCUCCCGGCCGGGGACGGCCAGCCGGCCGUGGAUCCCAACAUGGCCGCUGCUUUCCAAGGCAAGGACUCCAGUUCUCUGCUCGGUAAGAUCCCAGGUGCCCUGAGCCCUCUGAAUGCUGCGGCUGCGGCAGCUGCUGCUGCAGGGAGGGUGGCCCUGUCAGGCCACUCCGGCUCCAGCGGGGUGCUCCUGGCCUCCAACCUCAACGAAGAGAUGGUUACGCCCCAAAGUCUGUUUACCCUGUUCGGGGUUUACGGGGAUUGCCAGAGGGUGAAGAUUCUCUACAAUAAAAAGGACAGUGCUCUGAUACAGAUGGCUGAUGCCAACCAAGCCCAGCUAGCCAUGAGUCAUCUGAACGGUCAGAAAAUGUACGGGAAGGUGAUCAGGGUGACCCUGUCCAAGCACACCUCGGUGCAGCUUCCCAGGGACGGCCUGGAUGACCAGGGCCUCACCAAAGACUUCACCAACUCCCCGCUCCACCGCUUCAAGAAGCCCGGCUCCAAGAACUUCCAGAACAUCUUCCCUCCCUCCACCACCCUCCACCUCUCCAACAUCCCUGCGGAUGUAACCGAGGAAGACCUCCGACUGCUGUUCUCCAAUGCCGGAGGCACUGUGAACGCGUUCAAGUUUUUCCAGGAUCACAAAAUGGCGCUGCUCCAGAUGUCAACGGUCGAAGAGGCCAUACAGGGUCUGAUUGACCUCCAUAACUACAACAUGGGAGACAACCACCACCUGAGAGUCUCUUUUUCCAAGUCCACCAUUUAAACCUGCAUAACGAGUCCUCAACAUCCAUCGCGUUGUUUCCCAAGCAGCUCUUGGCUGGUGUUCGUUUACUCUGUCCGGACUCCGAUGGACCACAUUUUGACUUUUUGACCUCAUUGUUUUUCAUUCUACUUUCUAAAUGUUAUCAGUCAUUCCUUCAGAGAAUCACAAACUAGAAGAAAAAAAAAAACGGGAAAUUUUAUCCCUUUCAUUUGAUCCAGACCGAUGUGUAAGUCCCAUUCCCCAUUUGUAUAGAAGGCAAAGCCUUUUCCACCGUCUCCUCAUUAUGGUGGGUGGAUGAAUGGAUGUUGGCGCCUCUUUUUAUUGUAAUAAGUUAAACAAAAUGUGCCUUACCUGACAAUAUCAACUCUUUUUACAUCUAAAUAUUACAUAAAUCCCUGCAGUCUGAUUUUGAGGCACAUUAAUUCUGAUGUAAAGUGUUGUAUUUUCUCCCAUGUGUGAUUGUAUUUUUGUUUUACCACCCAAGAUGUUUUGCCUUUUCAAUUUUUGCUUAAAUUCGCUGUGGUUGUUGUGGAGUGGGGAUCAAUAGGAGGUUUGUUCAUCAGAUGAACAAACACAUGGUUUGUUCAUCUGAAUUUUUAUUUUUUUUAACCCUUUUUUUUUUUAGAUUACUUGGACCAUGAUGUGUAAAGUUAUUCGCAGACAGACAACCAGUGUUCCUUUAAUCCUUUUUUCAUAUGUCCAGUUUAAAAAUUGUUUCCCCAUUUUAGUUGACACAUCAACCAUUUACUAAAAUAGUCUAAAUGUUUCAAUUCUUUAUAGGUGUUUUCCUUUCCUUAUCUGCUUUCUAUUGCAGUUUAUUGAUGUACAUGGGUAGGAAGUGAGUGGUUUUCUAAGCAUGUACUGCCUGGUUCAUGGAAUAAAAAAAAAAGACAUUGUGAUACUUAACUCAUUUAAACUAUAUGUCAUCACUGUCAUAAUUAAACAUUAUGACCAUGUUAUGAUGUACAGUUCAAAAGGUUUUGCAUAAUCUUCUGUUGCAUGCAUUGGAAGAGGCAAACAGGAGAGAACCUGUAGUGAUGUCAAAUGUGUUGCAGUUUACUGAAGAGGGAUAACCCUGGUUGGGACCAAAGUUUAUGUGCCUUUAGUCUUAAUUUACAUUACAUCAUCAAGGAAAGGAAUAUAAUUUCAAUAAUCUGGUCUUUUGUAUAUCUGGAAAUGAGAUCCAGUACCUUAUUCUGAAACACAAAUUCCACAGUUAUUUUAUGCUGAUAUACAUGUCAUACCCACUUGUUUUAUGAAGAAUCUCACAAGCUCAAGUUUCUGGAUAGAUGUAUCUAAAAAAAACAAAACAAAAAAAACAUCAGAUUCUCUGUCAGUUUAAGAGAAAAGUCAUGUAUAUUUUCUAUAUUAGUUAAUUUUUACAUCUAGAAAUGUACGAUUCAGAUAUAGUUUGUAAGUGGCACAAUUAAAAUAAUUUUCUAACAAA